AUCAGAGCCGGGCCGCGCCGGGAGGAGGAGGAGGAGGAGCCGCCGCCGCACCGGAGCGAUCGCUCUUCUCGGGGCCGGGGCGCACCGGCGGGGGGCGGCGGCGGCGGCGCUGCUUCACCCCCCCGCCCCAUCCCGCUUCCACGGGGCUCCGCCGGCUGCGAGUCCCGGAGCCCGCCCGCCCGGUCGGCGCGGCCCGCCCGCCGCCCGCCAUGCUCUCCGGAGCGCCGCCGCCGCCCGCCGGCUUCCCCAGCCCGCCGCCGCCCCAGCCGCCGCCUCCGCCGCCGCCCGCCGCUCUGCCCCACGGGCCGCCGCCGUUCCCGGGGAAGGGCGGCCUGCAGAUCCGGAAGAAUGCCAUCACGGACGACUACAAGGUCACCACGCAAGUGCUGGGCUUGGGGAUCAACGGGAAAGUUUUGGAGAUCUUCAGUAAGAAGAGCGGGGAGAAGUUCGCUCUCAAGAUGCUGCAGGACUGCCCGAAGGCCCGCAGGGAAGUGGAGCUGCACUGGAGGGCAUCGCAAUGUGCGCAUAUCGUCCGCAUCAUGGAUGUCUACGAGAACCUCUACCAGGGGAGGAAGUGUCUGCUCAUCGUCAUGGAGUGCUUGGACGGUGGAGAGCUCUUCAGCCGAAUUCAAGACAGGGGAGACCAAGCCUUCACAGAACGGGAGGCUUCAGAGAUAAUGAAGAGCAUUGGGGAAGCCAUCCAGUACCUACACUCUAUCAACAUCGCGCACCGGGAUGUGAAGCCCGAAAACCUCUUGUACACCUCUAAACGGCCCAACGCUGUGCUAAAACUCACGGACUUUGGCUUUGCUAAAGAAACCACCACGCACAACUCCUUGGCCACCCCAUGCUACACGCCGUACUACGUGGCCCCGGAGGUUCUUGGCCCGGAGAAGUACGACAAGUCCUGUGAUAUGUGGUCACUCGGAGUCAUCAUGUACAUUCUGUUAUGCGGGUACCCCCCUUUCUACUCCAACCACGGCCUGGCCAUCUCACCUGGUAUGAAGAAGCGAAUCCGAAUGGGCCAGUAUGAGUUUCCCAAUCCUGAAUGGUCCGAGGUGUCGGAGGAAGUUAAGCAGCUGAUCCGUAACCUGCUGAAGACGGACCCAACCCAGCGCAUGACGAUAACGGAGUUUAUGAACCACCCCUGGAUCAUGCAAUCCAUGCAGGUGCCCCAGACCCCGCUGCACACCAGCCGUGUGCUGAAAGAGGAGAAGGAUCUAUGGGAAGACGUGAAGGAGGAGAUGACGAGCGCGCUGGCCACCAUGCGAGUGGACUACGAACAAAUCAAGAUCAAGAAGAUCGAAGAUUCCUCGAACCCUUUGCUGAUGAAGAGGCGGAAGAAAGCGAAUCCCACUGAACCCGCUGCGCUGCCACACUGAGGGUGCCCCGUGCCCACUGGCCCUUGAGAAAGCAAUAACUAUAUAUAUAUUUUUUUUAAGAAAAAAAGACAAAAAGAGACAGACUGUUAUAUCGAGCGCAUGGAAUUCAGACAUUUUUACCAGACUAGUUAUUUUUAGCUACUCACCUGUGUUUCUGACCUUUCUGGAGCAGGUGGUAAGAUUCCCCCCGUCAGAUCCACAUGUUUCGGCCGGAGGUUUUUGUCCUGUAGGUGAACGCCGCCGAUAAUUGGAUUUUCUCUUUCGUUUGUGAAACAGUUUUGAUUUUUAUUAUUUUUUUUCCUUCCUUCCAAAGACAUGGAAAUUCCUGUGGUGACCUUUUUAGGGUAUAUAUAACAUAUAAAUAUUUUUUAAAAACUACUGUAGAGCUGAAACCCAGACAGCGUGUUCCCUGUGUGAGUGCUGGUUAGAGAUGGGCUUUGGGUUUGGGAGGGGGUCGAGGGGGGAUAGGGAGGGACAGCUGCCUUGUCCCCAUCCUACUGUGCAUGGCAGGGCUGGCACGGGGGGGUCCCCGUGGCCACCGUGCUGCUUUGCCGGCCUGGAAAACUGCUGUUUUUAAAGCAGGGUAGCCAAAAAAUAAUCCCCCCAACCCCUCCCUGACGUGGAAGCCUUGACUCUACCUGGCGGCACGUGGGGCAGGUCUGUGUGUCUGUCUGUGCGUGGGGUGUGUGUUGUGUCCGUGGGUGCGGAGCUGCUCGUGGCUCCCCCACCGUGGCUGUACCUGUGCCUGGAAUCCAGUUCUGACCUCAAGGGGGGAAAGGCGGGGGGGAUGAGCAGGAGGUCAGGACUCCCCCACAUCCCCCCCCACUCUGCAGGGACUGCCUCCCCCAGCCCUGGGGACGAUGCUGUCCUGGGGGGUCCCCAGGGAAAAGCAGGUGGUGUGGGGAGGGGGUGGCGAUGGUGUGGGGCUGUAGCUUGAGCUGGGACAGCAGCACUGUCCCCUCCCUGGCCAGGGCUGGGGGUCCUGCUGCCCCCCCACCACUGUUUGGCUCCUGUCACGGAGCUGGGAGCGAUCCUUUGCUCCUCAGAGCAGGAUGGCUGCUCUCAAGUCUUUAGUCCAUGAAUUAUUAUUAUUAUUAUUAUUUGUCAUAAUGUUUCACUGCGUUAAAUGUGUUUGAAUGGGGAAAAAACCAAUUUUUUAAGGCAAUGUUUAGUUUUUAGGAGAUCUUUUAGACACUGUAUGGAAUUGUAAUUUGUUUUAAAAACCAGUUUUUAUCCCCCCUUUUUUUUUUUUUAAUUUUUUGUCUGUUGGCUUAUACUAAUCUUCCCGCUCUGCUCUUCAGUCCUUUGGAUUAAAGACACUUAAUGCGUCA
This is a messenger RNA of Columba livia (rock pigeon), 2713 nucleotides long. It is a transcript of the gene MAPKAPK2, whose product is annotated as MAPK activated protein kinase 2. Gene Ontology annotation, biological process: toll-like receptor signaling pathway; response to cytokine; protein autophosphorylation. NCBI's taxonomy places the organism in Eukaryota, Metazoa, Chordata, Aves, Columbiformes, Columbidae. The coding region runs from base 210 to 1382 and encodes 390 amino acids. The record is from RefSeq and is a predicted model, not a curated record. The transcript is spliced from 10 exons. Gene Ontology annotation, cellular component: cytoplasm; nucleus. Gene Ontology annotation, molecular function: calmodulin binding; calcium-dependent protein serine/threonine kinase activity; ATP binding.